Messenger RNA from Wallemia ichthyophaga EXF-994, 246 nucleotides. RefSeq lists its product as uncharacterized. The transcript is spliced from 2 exons. NCBI's taxonomy places the organism in Eukaryota, Fungi, Basidiomycota, Wallemiomycetes, Wallemiales, Wallemiaceae. The coding region runs from base 1 to 246 and encodes 81 amino acids. The record is from RefSeq and is a predicted model, not a curated record.
AUGGAGAAAUUAGAAGUCAAUGAUGGCCAAGAGAGGGUUGCAAAUCUCCUCAAUAAUCUCGAUAAGGAUAAGAAGCAGGAGGAGUUUAGGAGAGGUGGUGGUUUGCCUGAAUCUAGUGCAUUAGACAGGGUGAAGGAGUUUCUGCCUGAGAUGAAAAAAUCCAAUGAAAGUACGUUAAAGAGUAUGGAGGAUGUGGGUGAAGAGGAUAAGCAUAUAGAGAUGAAUAUAUAUAAACCAUCUAUUUGA